Molecule: messenger RNA, 6441 nt
Organism: Pseudozyma flocculosa PF-1
Lineage: Eukaryota; Fungi; Basidiomycota; Ustilaginomycetes; Ustilaginales; Ustilaginaceae
Exons: 1
Coding region: 1-6441 (2146 amino acids)
Biological process (GO): proteolysis
Molecular function (GO): zinc ion binding; metalloendopeptidase activity
Source: RefSeq, a predicted model, not a curated record
AUGCCUCAGACCACCCUCAACGGCGCAGGCGGCCACGCAACGAUCCCCUCGAACCUCUACGGAGGCCGCUUGGCUGCCCAUGUGCCCGACGUCAAGGCGACGCUGCUCUACGCCGUCCUCAGCUCUGGCCGCAUCGCUGAAGCAAUCAUCAAGACCGACUGGGCCACGAACGCGCUCGUCUACGACACCGUCCCCGGCACGCUCGAUGCCUCCUGCCACAGCAGCUCCCGCAUCUCUGUCCUUGGAGACAGCACGGCGUGGACCCUCGUCUACCAGGCCCAGGAUGGCGCCAUUGUCAAACGCCAAUUUGCAGGCACACCGCAGCCGGCCUGGAGCGGCCAGGAAGUCGUCGUGCCCAUCGACCAGCCCGACAAGCCCCUCGUCGGCUCCAUGCUCGAGCUCUACUCCACGGCAGCUGGCGCCGUGCUCAUCUGGCAGUCCGAAAGCGGCAAGCUCUUGCGCACCGCGCUCCGCAGCAAGGCAACAACGCCCGUAGCUGGCUUACGCCUGUUUCCCGGCAAUCGCGUCGUGGCCCAGACCGCUUCACACGACGACGCCACACUGUGCCUACUCUACUACAAUGCGAUGCCGAGCAGGGCAAUGGCGCUUCGCGGCCCCAGCGACCCGGCGUCGAGCUCGCCGUUUACCCCCGACGACAAGUUCUAUCCCGGCUUCAAGGCACCGACCGUCGAUUUUGCCAUGGUCAAAGGAACCCAACUCGGAACGGGUCCUAGGCUCGUCUACAAUAUCGAGGCCGACGGCCGGGUCGCCGAAUGGACCGAGCAAGUCACCCAGCCCUCUGAGAUCUCCGCUGCCGGUUCGGCCACGAUCGAUCGAUACUACGGCAUGGCCGUGGCCUCUCUGCAGGGAAGAGCCGCUGAUCGCGUCUUCGUCGUGGACCUCGGACCCGGGCCCGGCGGCGCAGCGAUGCUGUGCAAGACGCCUUCUGACUCGUGGACGAAGGCGCUCCCGCUCAAGGGAACCAGUGACUGGGCCGGGCACAGCGUCGCUGAGCCUGCCGGUGGGUCCGGCAAUCCUGGCGACAAUCACCCUGCACCCCCGAUCAACAGCGACGCCGUCGACGCCGUGUUUGCAGGCCCCGACUUUGGCAAAAGUACUGCCAAGGAAGGCGGCAGCAGCGCCGAUACGGGCUCCAAGCCGGCUGAUGCCGGCCAGGGCGACGCCGUCAUCUCGAUCCGCCUUGGCGCCUGGAUUCGCAAGACUUGCCAGGACAUCAUCGAGCCGGGCCAGACCAAGACGGCCACGGCCUCGGCUGACGAGGUCCUGAAGCGUCCGAUCAACAAGGACGGCAAGCCCAAGACGCACGCGGUCAAUGCCGUCAUUGCCAACCGCGAGAAGCUGUGGUCGAGCAACCCGCAGGACAUCCGCUUCUUCUUCAUGGAGGGCACGCCGCAGCAGCAGGACAAGGUCAGGACGGUCAUCGACGAGUGGACCUGGUACGCCAACGUGCGCUUCGUCGAAGUGGGCUCUCCCGCCGACAGCCAAGUCCGCAUUCGCUUCGACCCGAGCGACGGCAGCUACUCGUACGUCGGCACCGACUGCGAGAUGAUCGACGGCGACAAGCACACCAUGAACCUGGGCUGGAUCGAUCGCACGUCCUCGCUGACGCGCAACGAGCGUGCCACGAUCCUGCACGAGUUCGGGCACGUCCUCGGGCUGCUGCACGAGCACCAGAGCCCGGCCCACGGCGGCAUCGCGGUGCAGAACGUCGACCUGGCCCUGGAGCUGUACCGGCGCAAGCAGGGGUGGUCCGACAAGCAGAUCCACGAGCAGGUCAUCGACGUCUACGGCGCCAAGGAGGUGUCCAACUACUCGCAGGUCGACACCACCUCGAUCAUGCAGUACCCGCAGCCCAAGGAGCUCACCGGCCUCAAGGAAGACAUCCCCUUCAACACCGAGCUCAGCCAGCUCGACAAGGCCUACAUGGUCCUCCAGUACCCUCGGCCCAGGCCCCAUGCCAAGGCGCCAGAGUGGACCAUCGACUACGCCCUCAAGGUCGCCGGCUGUCCCGCUGACAUCGCACAGAAGGUGCUGGCCAGCAGCCGCACCGACCUCCAGCCCAACUCCGAGGAGAUCGACCCCACGCAGAUCCGCAAGAUUGUCGGCGCGUGGGCAAAAGAGGCGCACAACCCGAACCCAGACGCCGUCCCGGACAGCCGCGGAGGGGCAAGUUCGGACACCGUUGCGCAUGGUGUCGACGGCGAAAACGAGGACGAGGCCGAGGACGUCGCGGACCAGAAGGCGUUGUUGCAGCUUCUCAUGAGGCCUGUGGGCGAAGAUACCGUCACUGUCGCAAGCGGCGGACGACUGAUCAACAUCUGCGCUAGCGGAACGGAGUCGGAGACAACAUCGAAAGCUCAAGGACCUGCGAGCGUCGGCGCGCCAGCACAUGCCGUCACUGUCACGACCAACCUCCUGCCGCUAGCCUACUCAAACGACAAGCGGAUGAAGAUCCGCUAUGCCUUUUCUCCGGGAUACAGGCCGCCAUCAUCGCACCAGAAGCUGAUGCUGGUGUGCGCCUUCGAGCUGUGGUCGCAGGCAGCGCACAUCGAGUUUGUCGAGGAGACGCGUCCGGAGAAGGCCAGCGAUGCCGACCUGCUCAUCUGCUUCCAUGACAACAACGAGGGCUCCGCGACUUCCGCCAGGAUCGACCCGGACAGCAGCCACCGGAGCAUGUUCCUGGGACCUGGCGGCGACUCUGGCGACCGGUCGAAGCUCAAGGAGCUCAGGCACAGCGCCAGGCGCCAGGAGUACUGUGCGCAGAAAGGAUAUUCGACCGUCCCCUUCGACAUCCUCUACUACGGCAUCUUCCGCGACGCCGACGCAGCGAGGGCGUGGCAGUCGCAGGAGCGGCGGGACAUCGACGGGAUCCAGUACAACCUCCGCACGCUCCUCCACGAGCUCGGGCACUUUCUCGGCCUGGACCACGAGUGCGUUGGGCUGUACAGCGCCUGGAUCAACAGUAAGCGCUUCGAUGACAAGGCGGCGGCGCUCAAGCUCAAGGCUACAAAGUACGACACCGGCUCGGUCAUGGACGCCAUUGGCAAUCUUGCCCGCCCAGAUCUGGCGCGCCUGCUCACGACCAAGGGGCUCGAGCAGGCCGAGACCGAGGCAUUCACCAUCGCGGGCUUCCCGAUGGAGCGGGUCCGGAUGAGCUUGAGGCUGUCCAAGUACGACAAGGCCAACAUCGCCCUGCUCUACCCCGGCCCCUCGAACCUGGUCCAGCGCCGCGACGACGCCGACGAAAUGUACCCGUGGCAGCUCCGGAGGCACGAAGACGACAGGACCAAGACGGUCCUCGAACACUACCUCGCCUUGCUCCAGGUCGAAGAUGCAUUCGGCACCAUCAAAGUCGCGCUCGAGAUGGGCCAAUGGGAGACGGCGCGUCGCAAGUAUCUCAAAGCGCUCGAUGCGCAGAUGGGAAGAGAGUACGACAGCAGGAAGGUUCUGGAACAGGCCGUUCUGGAACAGAUGGACAUCAGGAGGCAGACGGCUGCCGCGCAUGGCGAUGCCAACGGCGAAGUGCGGUACUACGCUACGUGGAAGGAAGAUUUGGAUGACGCCCCGUCGGCGGCGCACGCCGUCAAUGGCCAGCCCGACACUUCGACCGGCUCUGACUCGGCGGCCAAGAACGAGGGCCCGUUCAUCGAGACGCUCUACAAGAAGCUGCUCAACUACUUCCCGCCGGGCGUCGGGCAGUACUUUGCGCUCCAGUUCCCCACGCGCUUCAUCGACAAGGAGAGCUACGCCUACGACACGAGCGGCAUCUUUUCGCGCUUCGAGAAGCCGGUCGUGGUCAACGAGGCCGAGUUCAGGCUGACUGACGCCCUCUACCCGCUCGGUCCGAUCGUCGGCGGACCCAACGGGCAGUCGCUGUCGAGCAACUACCUCAAGGCGCUCAACGCCAUCAGCCCGUCGUACGACGGCAUCGCGGCCCGCAAGCAGCGCGAAAAGAUGCGAGCCUGGCUCCUCACCCAGACGCACUCGGACGACGCCGCCUACACCGUCGACACGCGGCUGACGGUGCCCGGUCUCAACGCGCAGGCCGCGCAGAAGCUGUCCGAGGAGAGCGGGAUCCGCGUGAUGCCCGCCGACAAGCCGACGUCGCAGGGAGGCGCCGUCGUCACGCCGCUGUCCGCAGUUGACCCUUCGGACCCAUCGGUGGCGCUGGCAAAGAGCGCCAUCAGGGGUGUGGCGGGCGGCGGGCAGACGCGGCCUCGCAACAUGACGCGGAUGGAGUUCGCCGACGCCCUGACGCAGGAUUACCUCGACAAGCGGAUGCAGUGGGAGCUGCACCGCGACGAGAUGGUGAGCGAGGCCGAGAGGCAAAACGACCCCAAGGCCAUGGAAGCCGUCACCCGACGGCUCGCGCGCAUCACGGGCAUCGAAAACGCCAAGCUCUACUCCAAGUACGCCGACGCCGUCGUGCGGGGCCACAGCCACACGGUGCGGGAGCUCAUGGGACACCUCGACGUGCGCACCACGGCCGAGAUGCUCCAGGACGCCAAGGACUCGCUGCGCGAGAGCGCCCUGAGCUCCCUCUACACUGCCUCGCUCAUCUACCCGGUCCAGAUGCAGCCGGCCGACUGGUUCCAGUCGCUCGACACGUCCUUCACGCGCGAGGACCUGUCGCAGUCGUCGGACCUGCUCGAGGCGGCGAUGAGGGCCAAGGCAUCGAUGAUCGACGGCCUCCAGACGCAGAUCGCCAACCUGCGCGGCUUCGCCACCAUCGAUCCGGCCACGGCCAAGGCCAGCGUCGAGGCGGCGGCCCGCGUCAGGGAAAAGGCCAUCGAGGACCUCGCCGGCGCCUACACCGAGUCGACCGUGAGCGCCGUCAAGCUCGCCCUGGAAGCGGCCACGGCGUCGACGCCGGUGGGCGCCGCGUCGCUGGCGGGCGCCUCGAUGGCCGAGAGCGUCAUGAAGAAGAUCAAGACGCUGCCCGACACGGACAAGCAGAAGUCGAAGCUCAAGGCCGUGCUGGGCGACGACUUUGAAAAGGUCGACGAGAUCGGCAGGCAGAUCGACAAGGUGACGGCAGCCAACAACGGCGUCAACUCGGCGUCGCGCAAGCUCGCCGAGCUCAUGAGCCAGAGCGCCCUGGCGCAGGCGGGCGACACCAAGAUCCUGGUCGAGAACCUGCAGAGGACGCUGUCGUCAGCCAAGCAGGAGCUGCAGGACCUCACAGAGAGCUACGCCAUCGCGAUCCGCAAGGAAAAGGCCAAGACGGCCGACGAGGAGAAGCUCAAGACGACGGAGGAGAUCGGCAAGCUCCCCGCCGGUGCCUCCGGGGGCGGUGGCGGCACGCGCUGGAUCGAGCUGUCGCUGGCGUCGAGGUCGGCCAACAAGGCGAGCGAGACGUCGUCGAUGGCGUCGUCGUCGACGUCGUCGUGGAACUGCAACUUUUGGAUCGGCUCCUACUCCAAGAACAGCAGCACCGCCGAGGCCAAGGUCAAGAGCGAGCUCAAGUCGACCGAGUUUGGCGUCGAUAUCUCGAUGCGCGUGUCGUACGUCACCGUGGACCGGUCCGGCUGGUUCGAUCCGAGCAUCCUCGAGCUGAGCGGCUCCUUCAUGCACACCGUCGCAGACGAAGACUACACGCCCUGGUCGGUCUGGCCCCUCACCGACGGCAAAAAGACCAUCCGGGGCCAGGACGUCGACUUGCGGGUCCCCAAGGCGGCGUCCGAGGUUGUCCAGGACGUCGUCGCGGGCGGCGAGAGGGCGAGCGCCAUCAAGGGCUACCUCCAAGCCUUCGCCGUCGGCUACGUCUUUGUCAAGGACUGCGUCAUCCGCGUCACUUCGGCCGAGCUCAAAGAGUCGACGGAGAAGUCCAACUUCGAGAGGCAGAGCCAGGAGUCGGGAGGCUUCCUGUGCUUUUCGCACAGCAGCGCCUCGCACGACGCCGGCGACUCGAGCCGCUCGUCGACGACCCAGACCUCGGACGGCAUGGUGAUCCGCAUACCCGGCCCGCAGCUGCUGGGCUACAUGAUGCAGAUGACGCCGCCGGACCAGUCCAGGAGCUUUGCCCCGAUGCCGGACGACUACCUCUUUGAGGAAAUGGACCGCAUCGACAAGGCGGCGGCGCAGGGUCGCCAACCGGCCAGCGCAAACUCGGUGCGCCCCUCGGACGCAUUCUCGUCCGCCAAUGCGGCGCUGCCCGAGACCUACUCCGGCGUGCGAGGGUACGACGUCAGCUCAGCACCACCGCGUGGCACGGCUGCGAGCACGUCGUCGUCCCCGGCAGCGCCCAAGGCGGCGGCGUCGGCUGUUGAUCCAUCCGCCGCCUCCGACCCGCUUCCGCCCAAGUUCUCCGAUACGCUGCGCAACCUCGUCGCCAGCUCAUCGACGUCCAAGAUGCGCUCGCUCGAGGAGCAGCAGGCGGUCGUCAGCCUGAUUGAGAAGCUCCUCGGCGUGUCGCCAUAG